Molecule: messenger RNA, 1360 nt
Organism: Zea mays
Lineage: Eukaryota; Viridiplantae; Streptophyta; Magnoliopsida; Poales; Poaceae
Exons: 3
Coding region: 126-1121 (331 amino acids)
Biological process (GO): response to oxidative stress; hydrogen peroxide catabolic process
Molecular function (GO): heme binding; peroxidase activity
Source: RefSeq, marked provisional
AUCGCAUCCACUACUGGAGCCAAAGCCAGCUUGAUCGGUGACGAUUUAUUAGCUAGCCGUCGUCUGAUAGCUCAAUUGGUUAGCUGAUUAACGUGGUGCAGAAGAAGAAGUUGAGCUAGCUAGCGAUGGUGGUUUCAAUAUUGACUCACCCGUUCAUGGCUGCGGCGGCGUGCGUCGCCGUCGCGUUGGCUCUGUUGGCCACGACCAGCAGCGCGCAGCUGGACCCGCACUUCUACGACAAGGCGUGCCCGGCGGCGCUCCCCACCAUCAAGAGGCUCGUGGAGGAGGCUGUGGCCGCGGAGCCCCGCAUGGGCGCGUCGCUGCUGCGGCUGCACUUCCACGACUGCUUCGUCAACGGGUGCGACGGGUCCAUCCUGCUGGACGACACGCCCUUCUUCACCGGCGAGACGAUGGCCGCGCCGAACGCCAACUCCGUCCGCGGCUUCGACGUGAUCGACCGCAUUAAGGGCGCCGUCAACGCCGCCUGCAGGGGCAACGUGGUCUCCUGCGCCGACGUCGUCGCCAUCGCGGCACGCGACUCCGUCGUCGCGCUGGGAGGGCCGUCGUACGACGUGCCGCUGGGCCGCCGGGACGCGCGGACGGCGAGCCAGGCGGCGGCGAACAGCAGCAUCCCGGCGCCGACCUUCGGCAUCGACCGCCUGGCCUCCAACUUCGCGUCGCACGGCCUCUCCCUGCAGGACCUCGUCGCGCUCUCGGGAGCGCACACGCUGGGGUUCUCCCGCUGCACCAACUUCCGAGACCGCCUCUACAACGAGACCGCCACCCUGGACGGCUCCCUCGCCGCCUCGCUCCGGGCCGCGUGCCCUCGGGCCGCCGGCACCGGCGACGACAGCCUCGCGCCGCUCGACCCCACGCCCGCGCGGUUCGACGCCGCCUACUUCGCCUCGCUGCUGCGGAACCGGGGAGUGCUGCACUCGGACCAGCAGCUGUUCGCCGGCGGCCCCGGCGUCGCGGACGCCCUCGUGAGGUUGUACGCCGCCGACACCGACGCCUUCAGGAGGGACUUCGCGGACGCCAUGGUGAGGAUGGGCAGCCUCAGCCCGCUCACCGGGAGCAACGGCGAGAUUCGCUACAACUGCCGGAAGGUGAACUACUCUUGAGUGAAUUUGGUUCACAUCUGAUGCAGGAAGGUCUAGAACCAUGUCAGCGUGCUGUGGAAUCCACAGCUGUUCUUGCGCUCGUGUCAAACAAACAUAGUGUUCUUGUUAUUUGAGUUAAGUUUUCUACAUUUAUGUUGUUUUGUCACCGGUAAAGAAGAGCUUUAUUACGGCUGUUUCUUAUUUUGCUGUAUUCUUUCGUUUAUUUAAUUUGAUUGGCAGUUUGUGAGGUUUGCAAGGUA